Molecule: messenger RNA, 6969 nt
Organism: Plasmodium reichenowi
Lineage: Eukaryota; Apicomplexa; Aconoidasida; Haemosporida; Plasmodiidae
Product: DNA polymerase zeta catalytic subunit, putative
Exons: 4
Coding region: 1-6969 (2322 amino acids)
Biological process (GO): error-prone translesion synthesis; double-strand break repair via homologous recombination
Cellular component (GO): nucleus; zeta DNA polymerase complex
Molecular function (GO): DNA-directed DNA polymerase activity; nucleotide binding; DNA binding
Source: RefSeq, a predicted model, not a curated record
AUGAAUUUAGCUGAAAAACCAAAAGCUUUUUUUAUUUGCAAAUUUUUAUUUUUUUAUUAUAUUUAUAAAAAACCCAUCUUACCUUUUGAUUCUUUGAAAUGUAAAAUUAGUGGUAAAGAGAUACCCUAUGUUUGUAUUAUUCAAAUAUUAGGUCUAAGUCUUUUAGGCCAACGUGUGUGCUUGUAUAUACACGACUUUUAUCCUUUCUUUUAUUUAUUAAUACCACCUGAGGAAAAGAAAAAUGAUAAGCUAGAAAUAGAAUUGUGCUCAUUUUUAGAGGAAGAAUAUGGAAAAGCGCGAAAAGAUCCAAAUAAUAAUGUGUGUAUUUAUAAUAUAGAAAGAGUUAAAAGGAAAGGGAUUUAUGGGUAUAAUGAAGAGUGCGAUGAUUUUUUGAAAAUAUCUUUCUUAUAUCCAAAUACAAUUAAUUAUUUUGCAAGUUUGUUAAAAAAGAAAUUAUUUAAGAAACGUAUAUGGGAUUUAUAUGAAGUUCAUAUAAAUUAUAUGUUACAUUUUUUAUGUAUGAAAAAUAUAUAUGGAUGUUCUGAAAUAUAUAUUGACAAAAAUAUAUAUUUUAGAAAAGAAUUUGUGAAUGAAAUAAAUUUCGAAUGUAUUGAAAAAGAAGAACGUUGGUAUUUAGGUGAGAAAAAAUAUGAUUUAGAUAACUUUAAAAGAAAUAAAUAUUUAGAGGUAGACGCUCCUUUAGUUUUUACCAUCAAAACAAUUAAUGUUAAUUUUUCGUCAUUAAAAAGAGAAACGUCAUAUGAUAUUGAGUGUGAUAUAAAACAUCAACAUAUUUUAAACGAAAAAAUAUAUACAUAUGAAUUUGAAAAGAAUAAAAUAAAAUGGAAGAAAGAAUUCAAUUUUGAUCUUCCUAUUAAUCAUUUAGAUUCUUUUGCAAAAAUGUGGAUGAAAGAAAAAAAGAGAUGUAAAUAUAUGGACAUGGAUUUAAAGAGAGAACUUUUUUAUUUUAAGAGUUAUGAAAAUGAUUUGUGUUUUGACACCUUUAACGUACUAACUGAGAGAACAGAAAAAAUGUUCCAAGGAUUUUUAGAAUUUAUGAAAAAAAGGCAAAGUGAAAAGGAUAAAGCAAACUAUGAGAAAAUAUUAGAAUAUGAUAACAUUGAAAAUAUUCAAAAAUAUAAUAAAGUUAUUAAUGAUGAUAUGAAACUAAAAGAAGAUCAUAAUUUUAAUUCUGAUAUGAAUAAUAUAGAAGUAAAAAUAAAACAAAUAAACAAUAAUGAUAAUAUAAAUGAUUGUAAAAAUAUUGUAGAUAGUGAAGAAGAAAAUGAUAUGUUAUCAAAUAUGAUUAGUAAUAAAAAAAAGGAUCAUAUGGGAAUAUCACCUAAUUUGUUCAUACAAAAUAAAGAACAAGAAAAGGAAAAACAAGAAGAAAGAGAAAAGGAAAAACAAGAAGAAAGAGAAAAGGAAAAACAAGAAGAAAGAGAAAAGGAAAAACACGAAGAAAGAGAAAAGGAAAAACACGAUCAAAGAGAAAAGGAAAAACACGAUCAAAGAGAAAAGGAAAAACACGAUCAAAGAGAAAAGGAAAAACACGAUCAAAGAGAAUGUUUUAUUGAGUAUGUUAAUGAGAAAGGAUGCAUUGCAUCAUUCGAAAUUAAUAAAAAGAGAAAAGAAGUGGUUCGUUAUUCUUUUAAGAAGGAACCACCUAGAAUAAACAAAUGUUAUGCCGUUAUUAAUAAUUUAGUUGAUCAUAUAAGUGGAAGAGAUAACAAAAGUAUGAAAGAAAAAAUGAAAGGAAAUAUUUAUAAUAGAAUACAUGAGAAUAUAGAAGAUGAAAAUAAAGAAGAUACAUCAAAAUUUGAAUAUAUAGAAAAAGAAAAUCCUAUGAAAAAUAAGCAUAAUAUAAGAAAGCAAUAUGAACAGAUAAAAUCGGAUAAUAUGAAGAAAAAAAUAAAUAUAAAAUAUGGAAAUAUAUUUUUUCUAGAAAUAUUAACCGAAAUAAAAGAUGAAAAUUGUUAUUCUUCAGAUUAUAACGAAGACAAAAUAAAGGCCGUUUUUUAUAUAGUGAGAGAAGAAAGACUUAUGAAUUUAUAUGAGGAUUAUAAUAAUUGCAUGGGAAUUAUAGCAACGAAACCUUUUCCUAAUAUUUCUUAUCUUUUUAAUGAAAGGGAGGAUAUGAAUAAGUUAAAAGGAAUAAAUGAAUCCAAAUUAAAUGAAGAAGAAUCAAAAUUGUGUAAAGAUAUGUAUCAUAUAGAAGAUGUGAACCUUUGUAGAAAUAAUUGUAGAUGUAUAGAAAAAAAUAAGGAUAAUGUAAGAAAUGAUAAGAAUGUGAUUAAUAAAAACAGGGACGAUACAUAUGGAAGUAGUAAAGAAUUAUGUUGUAGUAAAAAUGGUUAUCAUACAAAUAAAAGAAUAAAAGAAAUAACAAAUAAUGAUAUAAAAAAGGUGAAGAAAACCUUUUUUGAUUUUAAUAUAAAUUAUAAUAACGUUAAUAUAUGUAUUGUAGAAAAUGAAAGAGAACUUAUUCAAAAAUUGAUUCAUAAGAUAUUGUUUUAUUCUCCGCUUAGUAUUGUUUCUUAUGAAAAUGAUAAAUAUAAUAUAAAUUAUAUAAACCAAAGAUGUUUAGCUUUAGAUAUAGGUAAUUUUUAUAAGAUGAUUUGUAAACUGAAUGAUCAGAAAAAGUUUUUAGAUUUACAUAAUGCAUAUAGUAGAAAUAUAAAAGGUAUCAUAAUUGAAAGUUUAUAUAAAUUAUCAAAUACUUAUAAUACAUCAUUUGAAAAUUUAUGUAAACAUUAUUUAAAUAUAAAUAUUCCUUCUAUUAACAAAUAUACCUUAUAUUAUUGGUAUAAUUAUAAGAAGAAAAGGCAAAUAAAAGCUAAUGGAUCUUCAACAUUUGUCAAUAAAGAUAUUAUAAAUAAUGAUUUAUGGAAUGAUAUGGAUGAGGAACAUAUUUAUUUUCCAUAUAGGCAUAUAACAAUAAAACAUUAUUUAAGAAAAGUAUAUUUUAUACUAUUAAUAUAUGAUAAAAUAUGCUUUUUAAAAAGAAAGAUGAAUUUCUGUAAAUAUAUACAUGUUGAUUUAUUAUCUUUAAUAAAUAGAGGAUCUCAAUAUAUUAUAGAAUCUUUUCUUCUCAAGAUGUGUAUUAAAUAUAACUAUGUUUUAUAUUCUCCUUCCAAUAAAGAAAUAUUUGAUCAAAGACCCAUUUUACAUACUCCUUUAAUAUUGCAACCUAAAAGUUCAAUCAAUUUUUUCCCAUUAUUAGUUUUUGAUUUUCAGUCAUUAUAUCCUUCUAUUUUAAUUGCUUUUAAUAUUUGUUAUUCAACAUGUCUUGGAACAAUAACCCUAAAGAGGAAAUUGAACCAAAUGGAUGAAGAAAAAAAUAAUGAAAAGAAGGAUGAAAAUACUGAGGGGUCAUUAAUGGAAAAAUGUGAAACUUAUAAGAAUGAUAUAAAUGAUAAGAAACAUAUAAAUGAUAAGAACUAUAUAUAUGAUAAAAAUCAUAUAAAUGAUAAGAAACAUAUAAAUGAUAAGAACUAUAUAUAUGAUAAGAACUAUAUAUAUGAUAAGAACUAUAUAUAUGAUAAGAAUCACAUAUAUGAUAAGAAUCACAUAUAUGAUAAGAACUAUAUAUAUGAUAAGAACUAUAUAUAUGAUAAGAAUCACAUAUAUGAUAAGAACCAUAUAAAUGAUAAGAAUCAUAUAUAUGAUAAGAACCAUAUAUAUGAUAAGAACGAAUUAUCAUGUAGUAAUAAAAAUGAUUUCCCCUCUGAUGAAUAUACAGACAUGAUGAAUAUCUCUGAGGAUGCAAAAUAUUUAAUCGACUUGUUGGAUGAAAAUAUAAAUGAUUGUAUAUCAUCUGCAGAUCCAAUGAUUGAAGCUGAUAUUAAUCAAAGCAAUGGAAAAGAGUUAGGUGAGAAUAUACCUAGUGAGAAUAUGACUAGUGAAGAUUAUGAUAAAAUUAAAUAUAAAUUUGAUAUGAAUAAUAAAUUAGAAAUGGGAAAUAUAAAAUAUGUAAAUAUAAUGAAUGAUCAAUCAAUAUAUGGGAAUAUAAAUAAGAACAAAAUAUAUAGCAAUGAAGAGAAAUCUAUGGAAUCCAAUUUUGAAUUUAUAAAACUGGGAGUAAUGAAAAAUGUUCCUUCUAUUUCAAGUCGAAUUAAGAAUCUUAAAAGUGAGGAUAUAAUUAUAACUAGUAAUAAUACAAUAUAUGUAAAGAAACAUAAGAGAAAAGGGAUAUGUCCUCUUUUUCUUGAAGACAUUUUAAAAACGAGGAUUAUGUUAAAACGAUGCAUGGGUAUGUAUGAAGAAAGAGUUAACAAAAAAUUAAAUGAAAGAAUGGGAAAAUUAAAAUUAAUACUAAAUGUUGCUACAGGUUAUAUUGGGGCAAAUUUUUCUGGUAGGAUGCCAUGUGUAGAUAUUUCUGAGAGUAUUAUAAGUAUAGGUCGUAAUUUUUUAUUAUUUAUAAUUGAAUAUAUAAAAGAAAAUUAUAAAUUUGUAAAAAUAUUAUAUGGAGAUACAGAUUCGUUAUUUUUAUUAAAUGAAACUACAGAUGAUAUACAGAGUUCUUUUAAACUGGCUUAUGAAAUUUUAAAUAGUAUAAAUAAUAUAUUACCAUUACCAAUGUAUUUAAAUUUUGAAAAGAUAUAUUGUCCUUCUCUUCUUUUAACCAAAAAAAGAUAUUUUGGUUUUUCAUUUAAAAAUGAAAAUCAAGAUAAUCCUAUUUUAGAUUUAAAGGGUGUAGAAAGUAUAAGAUCCGAUCAAUGUAUAUUAGUUAAAAAUAUAUUAAUACAAAUAUAUUUUAUCCUUAUUUAUUUUAAAAAUAAUUGUUAUUUUUCUUAUUGUUGUUGUUGUUGUUAUUUAUGUAAGAACUUUUUUUCUAAUUUGAUAUGUUCUUGUAAAGAAUUAAAUGUUCAUAAAACUGAUCCGUGUUUUUUAUUCACUUUAUUAAAAAUAGUAUUAAGCAUAUGCAAAGUUAGAAGAUACAUCAAUCAAAACGAAGAUAAAUACAAUAUAAAUAAUGAUAAUAAUAAUAAUAAUAAUAAUAAUAAAUGUAAUUGUCAUCAUAAUAAGCAGCAUGGUAAUAAAAUUAAUGAUAUAUCAAAUUUAUCGAUCGAAUUAUAUCAAAAGGUUCCUUCUUUUGACAAAGUGAAACUUUAUAAGGAGGUUAUGAAUUGGGUAGAGUAUUAUGAUAACGAGAAUUUAUUACUAAAAACUUUAAACUUUUUAUAUAGGGAAAAAUAUUCUUUUUUAAUAUACUUAUUUAACCUAUUUGAUGAAGCUACAUUACACAAAGAAAUUGAAAAAAUAAUACAAACAAAUUUUGAAAAAAUACAAAACCAAAAAAAUAAUAAAUGUUGUUUUAUUAAUCCCUCUAAUGUGUUCAAAAUUUGUUUAUGUGUUAAGAACAUAAAUGAAAAUAUAAAAUGUGAUCAAAUAAGAUGUUAUUGUAAUGUAAAACAAGCUAUGUUUUUUUUUUAUAAUCCAACAUAUAAUAAAGUGGAUUAUGUUUUUAAUACUAAAUUGUUUUAUUCUCAUUUAUUAUCUCAUAUAAAACAAACGUUAAAUGAAUAUUUUAAUAAAAUUUAUGAUAAUCAAAUAUCUUGUGAUAAUUUUAUUAUAUAUAGAAAAGUGAAAUUAGGAACAUACAAAGGAGAAAUGCAGGGAAUUAGGCGAAAAGUAUCACUACCCCCUCAAGCAAUUGUAGCAAAGAAAAUUAUGAGAGAUUUUCCUAAUUCAAUUAUUACAUAUAAAGAAAAGGUGCCUUACAUAUUUACUAAGAAGUUGAAAGAUGAUAAAAUUUAUAGUUCUGUAUCACAUCCGCAUUUUAUUAGAGGAAUUUAUAGAUCCUUUAGGUUUGAUUGUGGUUCUACAGAACAGCUAGAAAUAUCUGAAGACAGUUCUAAUAAUGAUAAUGAAAAAAAUGAUAAUAUUGAAAAGAUUGGUGAUAUUGAAAAAAAUGAUAAUAUUGAAAAAAAUAAUAAUAUUGAAAAAAAUGAUAAUAUUGAAAGAAAUGAUAAUAUUGAAAGAAACGAUAAUAUUGAAAAAAAUUAUAAUAUUGAAAGAAACGAUAAUAUUGAAAAAAAUGAUAAUAUUGAAAGAAACGAUAAUAUUGAAAAAAAUUAUAAUAUUGAAAGAAACGAUAAUAUUGAAAAAAAUGAUAAUAUUGAAAAAAAUGAUAAUAUUGAAAAUUUUCCAAGCUUGGAAAAAAGCGAAUAUUGUGAUAUAAGUGAAAAUGAAGAAAAAAGCGAAUACUGUAAAAAUUCGGAUAUGAGUGAAUAUUGUGAAUAUGAUAAAAACGAGUUAUUAUAUGUUGAGGGCAUGAUGGAAAUCGAUGAAUUAAAAAAUAGAAUAUUAGGUAUUAAUAUAAAAAAGAAAAUGAAAAAGAAAAAGAAGAAAAUAAAAGAAAUAAAUUAUGAUUAUUAUAUACAAAAUUUAAUUAUUCCACCACUUAAAAGAAUGUUAGAUUUACUUCCUUUUUGUUCUAUCAAUUUAGAUGAAAUUUUUUACAGAACAAAAAGAAAAUUUAAUUGGAAUAAAGCAAAAUUAGAAAUGUUUUCAAAGUAUUAUAAAAAUAUGGAUAAUAAACUGCUAAAAAAUAAUAAUGUAACAAAUAAAGGUAUUAAUUUGAUGAAUAUUUUAAAUGAAGAUAAAAUAAAUAAUAAAGAACAAAAUGGGAAUACAAAAAAAAAAUUAAAUUUUUUACAUAAUGUAAAUAAAACAAUGGAAACUUAUAAGGAUAUGAAUAACAAAUCAAAAAUAAUAAUAAGGUUAGAAGAACAAGGAGAAAAUGAAGAAUUAAAAGUUACAAAUAAAAUAAUGAAUAGUUAUGUAGAAAUUAAUAAAUCUCAGAAUAUGCUAAAAAAAUUAAAUAAAAUAUGUUUAAUGUGUGCAAAUUCUGAAAUGGAAGCACUAGCAUGUCAUUAUUCUGUUCAUUGUAAAAUAUUUUUUAAAAGAAUUAAUUUACAAGAAAAUAUUUUAAAAAAUAAAGAUUCAAUAAAUAGACUUUCAUAA